Condylura cristata (star-nosed mole) is the source of this 4283-nucleotide messenger RNA. It is a transcript of the gene GALNT7, whose product is annotated as polypeptide N-acetylgalactosaminyltransferase 7. NCBI's taxonomy places the organism in Eukaryota, Metazoa, Chordata, Mammalia, Eulipotyphla, Talpidae. Gene Ontology annotation, cellular component: Golgi apparatus. Bases 1 to 2097 code for a protein of 698 amino acids. The transcript has 13 exons. The record is from RefSeq and is a predicted model, not a curated record.
AUGCCCCCUCCCCUCAGCCUGGUGAAGUCUUACAUGUACGCGGUGACAGCUGCAGCCCUGACCCCUUUCCGCGGCCCCGCGGUCUUUCCACUGCCCCGCCGCCCUGACUGGUGCAGCCUUCGGGUGCGGGCGCCCCCACCGCGUGCCCGCACCCCACUCCGCUCCAGCAGUCAGGCCUGCGUGCCCAGCCCACGGUCCCAGCGCCUCCCGCGCUCAAAGCUGCGGGUGACACCCACAGAGGCUAGUGGCGAAGACAGAGAUGUCGAUAACCCCAUGCCUAACCGUGGAGGCAAUGGACUAGCUCCCGGGGAGGACAGAUUCAAACCUGUGGUGCCGUGGCCUCAUGUUGAAGGAGUAGAAGUGGACUUAGAGUCUAUUAGAAGAAAAAACAAGGCCAAAAAUGAACAAGAGCGCCACGCUGGAGGAGCUAACCAGAAAGACAUAAUGCAGAGGCAGUAUCUCACGUUUAAGCCUCAGACUUUCACCUACCGGGAACCUGUGUUGCGCCCAGGGGUCCUCGGUAACUUUGAACCCAAAGAACCUGAGCCUCAAGGAGUGGUUGGUGGCCCUGGAGAGAAAGCCAAGCCUUUGGUAUUGGGACCAGAUUUCAAACAUGCAGUUCAAGCCAGCAUUAAGGAGUUUGGAUUUAACAUGGUGGCAAGUGACAUGAUCUCUCUGGACCGCAGCGUCAAUGACUUACGGCAAGAAGAGUGCAAGUAUUGGCAUUACGAUGAAAACCUGCUCACAUCCAGCGUCGUCAUCGUCUUCCACAAUGAAGGGUGGUCCACCCUCAUGAGGACAGUCCACAGUGUAAUUAAAAGGACGCCAAGGAAGUAUUUAGCAGAAAUUGUGUUAAUUGAUGAUUUCAGUAAUAAAGAACACUUAAAAGAAAGACUCGAUGACUAUAUUAAGCUAUGGAACGGCCUCGUGAAGGUAUUUAGAAAUGAAAGAAGAGAAGGUUUGAUUCAAGCACGAAGUAUUGGUGCCCAGAAGGCUAAACUUGGACAGGUGUUGAUAUACCUCGAUGCCCACUGCGAGGUGGCGGUUAACUGGUAUGCACCGCUUGUAGCUCCCAUAUCUAAGGACAGAACUACAUGUACUGUGCCUCUAAUAGAUUACAUAGACGGGAAUGAUUAUUCCAUUGAGCCUCAGCAAGGUGGGGAUGAAGAUGGCUUUGCCAGAGGGGCCUGGGACUGGAGUUUACUGUGGAAGCGUAUUCCUCUAAGCCACAAGGAAAAGGCCAAAAGAAAACAUAAAACUGAGCCUUAUCGGUCCCCAGCCAUGGCUGGAGGAUUAUUUGCCAUCGAGCGGGACUUCUUCUUUGAACUGGGUCUGUAUGACCCAGGUCUCCAGAUUUGGGGUGGUGAAAACUUUGAGAUCUCAUACAAGAUCUGGCAGUGCGGCGGCAAGCUCCUGUUCGUGCCCUGCUCCCGCGUCGGGCACAUCUACCGCCUGGAGGGCUGGCAAGGGAACCCGCCCCCCGUUUAUGUUGGGUCCUCCCCAACGCUGAAGAAUUAUGUUCGAGUUGUCGAAGUUUGGUGGGAUGAAUAUAAAGACUACUUCUAUGCUAGUCGGCCUGAAUCCAGGGCCCUUGCCUAUGGGGACAUAUCUGAGCUGAAAAAAUUUCGAGAAGACCAUAACUGCAAAAGUUUCAAAUGGUUCAUGGAAGAAAUCGCUUAUGAUAUCACCUCACACUACCCUUUGCCACCCAAAAACGUUGAAUGGGGAGAAAUCAGAGGCUUUGAAACUGCUUACUGCAUCGACAGCAUGGGAAGAACUAACGGAGGCUUUGUGGAACUCGGGCCCUGCCACAGGAUGGGGGGGAACCAGCUGUUCCGAAUCAACGAAGCUAACCAGCUCAUGCAGUACGAUCAGUGUCUGGCAAAGGCGGCCGACGGGUCCAAAGUCAUGAUCACGCACUGCAAUCUGAAUGAGUUCAAGGAGUGGCAGUACUUCAAGAACCUGCACAGAUUUACCCACAUUCCUUCAGGGAUGUGCUUAGAUCGCUCAGAUGUCCUGCACCAAGUGUUCAUCUCUGAUUGCGACUCCAGUAAAGCGACUCAAAAGUGGGAAAUGAAUAACAUCCACAGUGUUUAGGAAAAAUAAAGGAAACCAAUAACCUACCUACUGACACAUAAAGUUAUACAGGACUGAAAGGCGCCUGAAACCUGCUGCAGCAAUUAUAAUAAUUCUGUACAGCUCCAAACCCAGAACCUCCUGAUCAGUUUGAAGGACAUUGAUAAACUGUGAUUUUACAAUAACAUUAUCAUCUGCAGUUACUGUUUACAAAACUGCUUUUACCUUAAACUUUGUAGAUGUUUACAUCAUUUUUUGUUUUGUUUUAAGGUGAUGUUGGUCAUUUGUGCAUUUAGCUCUGUUUUAUUUCCAACAGAGUUGAAGGUGUCGUUGUCGUCUUCUUUGGGAUUACACUCAGGGUCUGAAAGGCAGUUUGAUUCUUUUUUUUUAACACACUUGAAAAAGGUUGGGGUAACCAGACUUUCAUUUCUAACUGGGUGGUUAUCAGCCGUUGUGUCUUUAUUUAAUUUUACAUCUUUUCGAAGCACUGCCACAGGUUCUCAGCCAGGGUGGCCUUUCUUCACAGUCAUGCUGCUUUUUUGAAAGGUGAAUUUCAACACAUUUAGUGCCUCUUUCAUUUCUCAGUAUAUAUUCCAAGAGCUUUUGAUGAAACUUACAGGAUGGUAAUGUUGGAAUGUCACCUAUUUGAGGAAAAAUGUGUCCACUACUCAGAAAUGAAUUUAUGUGCUACCAUUUUGUUCUGAAAUCGAAUGUUAUAUGGCUUGAAACAGAAAUGACAAUUAUGGACCAUCCCCAGGGCACUGGGUAUUCCACAGGGUGUGAAGACUGUUGCCCAGGAUGCCCUCGGUAGAGACCAGUACCACAGAGAGCAAAGGGGUCUACAGCCAGAGAAAAAUUGGCCACUGACACUUGGGACUUAGUUUUCCCCAGUACAUUAUAGAAAACAGUAAAUCUCAGUUUUAAACUCUUGAAAUGGGAGUGACAAAAGAAAACACCGCUGUAAACACAUAAUUCCUUGGAACUGGGUAAGAAUUCCCAGCCCCUUAUUUGAGUGAGCCUUACAAAACUGUUUGGCAUAACCUCAGCCGAACAACUGGGACGCCGAGAGCGAGUGGAUGUUUCACUUCUGUUUUCACCCAAAUGAAAUUCCCUGCACAUUUUAAACUUCUUUUUAAAAAGACUAUUUAAGAGUAGUUAACAAAUAUGAGCUACUUUCUGUUAGAUUGGGUGUUUGUUCCCUAAUGUUUCUUAGGUGGUUGUCUUUUUUCUUUUAGGAAGCCUGCUUUUAUUAAUUUUUUUCAAUGAAAAGAUUUGUUUGUAUUUAAACAUUUAUUUGGACAGCACCUCUCAUAAGAAAACCAAAUACUGCAGGGGUCAGAUUUUAAUUUCUAAGUAAAGGUCCAAAAAGAUUAAAAUGCUAAAUUGCAUACAAAAAAAAAUGUAAGGUAGGAACUUAAGCAUAUUUGAUCCUGUAAUCAUGAUAUCGCUACAAUGAAAGGAAUUCACAAACUACUGCCAGCGGGAAAUAUUUUUAAAGCUAAAAAAAGAAAAAGACUGCAUCCGUUUAAAAAAAGCCUACAAAUUUGUUUCUCCCAAGCCUAACUCUUCAAUUUAGAGUCAAUGUUAACGUUAAACAUUUUAAACAGUUUUAUUUAUAAUUUUGAAUUGUCAAUGACUAUUUUGCUACCAAUCUGUGAUCAACCAUUUUAACUUUCAUUCAUCUCUAGAGAUAUUUAAAAAGGAAUACAUUUAUAUGCUUCUAUAGCUACAAAAUAAAUCAACUCUAAAAGAGAAUUGGUACUUCAGUGACUUGUGUGUUGGCAGUUUGCUCCUCCAUCUUCCUUGUGGAAUAGAUUAUAACCUUGACACCUAUCCGUAGUCCUAAGGAAGGUGGCACACUGACUGCGUAUAGAAACUUUAAAUGGGUAUUUGGUGCAAUUCAUUAAGAUACUCUAUGAUAAUGAUUCUACAGAACUGAAAUCAGAAACCUUACCAAACAUGAAAAGCAUCACAAGCUGCCGCCAUAUGACUAUUUUCUACUGUAGGCUGCUUUGGAAAUAAUUCCCAUAUCCUUGCUUUGUAAGUUGAUAAAAUAUCACUAUGCAUUUCUACACAUUUUAUAAAUUUGAUUUAUGCAGAUUUUGAUACACUGUAUGUUUCUGUAGAAAUUGUAUAAAUAUUCAAAAUUUUAUUAGGGAUAAAUUUGAGAAGUUUAUGUAUAUCUUAAUUCUGGGUUGCUUGUUUUU